AUGAAGGUGCAAGCUACCAUUAUCGGAUACUUUGUCGCUUUCGCCGCUCAGGCAGUUGCUCAACCCGUUGACGCCUCUGUCAGUGAUGUACAGACCGCUGCUGCCACUUGCAAGGGUUUGCUUGGAAGCUGCCUGACCAACUCUGACUGCUGCGAAGCUGCCACCUCGCUCGGUUGUGUGCUGGGUCUUUGUGUUGAGCUUUAA
Molecule: messenger RNA, 204 nt
Organism: [Torrubiella] hemipterigena
Lineage: Eukaryota; Fungi; Ascomycota; Sordariomycetes; Hypocreales; Clavicipitaceae
Source: the annotation of a GenBank genome assembly